Messenger RNA from Colletotrichum siamense, 705 nucleotides. RefSeq names its product putative cutinase 1. Gene Ontology annotation, biological process: carbohydrate catabolic process. Gene Ontology annotation, molecular function: cutinase activity. The transcript has a single exon. Gene Ontology annotation, cellular component: extracellular region. The record is from RefSeq and is a predicted model, not a curated record. The coding region runs from base 1 to 705 and encodes 234 amino acids. Lineage: Eukaryota; Fungi; Ascomycota; Sordariomycetes; Glomerellales; Glomerellaceae.
AUGAAGCUCAGCAACGUUCUCGCUUUCGCGACCGCCGCGGCUGCCUUCCCCGGCCUCCAACAGCCUUCGUACAAUGAAGAGCUCGAGGCCCGCGACCUCGAGGCCCGCCAGCGCGGCCGCGUCGGCAGCACCGCCAAGGAGUUUACGCAGGGCGGCUGCAAGGACGUCAUCAUGAUCUUCGCCCGCGGCUCGACCGAGGUCGGCAACAUGGGCACCAUCUGCGGCCCGCCGACGGCCAACGCGGUCAAGUCGCAGUUCUCGAGCAUGGCGGUCGAGGGCGUCGACUACGCCGCGGGGCUGUCGACCAACUUCCUGCCCGGAGGCGGCGACCCCAAGGGCAUCUCGGAGAUGAAGCGGCUCAUCAACAAGGCGGCGACGGACUGCCCGAACUCGAUGCUGGUCGUCGGCGGCUACAGCCAGGGCGCGGCGGUGACGCACCGCGCGGUCGAGAACCUGCCGCAGGCGCAGAAGGACCAGAUCGUGGCGGCCUUCAUGUUCGGCGACACGCAGAAGCAGCAGGAGGGCGGCGUCAUUGCCAACUUCGACCCGGCCAAGACCAAGAUCAUCUGCAACCCAGGCGACGCCGUCUGCGUUGGCACGCUCAACAUCCUGCCUCCCCAUCUGGCCUACGGCGCCCGCGCCAACGAGAUGGCAGACUUCAUCACGCAGAAGCUCACCGCGGCUGGCGCCCAGAGGCGCAAGUAA